CAGCGCUGCGAAGCCGAGGCCGCGCGGAAUCAUUAGAGACCUGUCGCCGCCUGCGCCUUUGCUGCUGCAGCCAUCUCUUUUAUCCCUUGCCUACCUUUCGCGUCGUCGUCUUUAUCGCCGUUCCGCAGCCGCAGCACCAUCGAUAAAAGCUAAGUGGUCAAUUCAGGGAUUUGGGGUUGGGAGUCCGGGCGGGCGCAAGGCGCGGGCAGCACACGCGAGCCCGCCAUCUCCUGCGGCAACCGCCACUGCUUGCAGACAGCCCGCCCGAGAGGGAGAGGAGAACACUGUCAAGAGGUCCACGCUGUCCCAGUGCCUACCGUCAGAGUUAGAACGCUUCUGGCAAGCCUUGGUGAGCGCCUUGCGCCUGUGGAAGGGAGGACGGACGGGGACUCAGAUCACGAUAAAAGAUCUUACUGGAUAGUAUUGACUUUUUGUCAGCUUAAUCGAGCAAGUCUCAACUUUGCCAGAGCCUCGUUAAAAACCCCGAGCCAUGUCGCCCCCAACUGUGCCUCCGAUGGGCGUAGAUGGCGUGUCCGCAUACCUGAUGAAGAAAAGACACACCCACAGGAAGCAGAGGCGCAAGCCUACUUUCCUCACCCGUAGGAAUAUAGUGGGCUGCCGCAUUCAACACGGCUGGAAGGAAGGCAAUGAGCCCGUGGAGCAGUGGAAGGGCACCGUGCUCGAGCAGGUUUCCGUGAAGCCCACUCUCUACAUCGUCAAAUAUGAUGGCAAGGAUAGUGUGUAUGGACUAGAACUACACCGAGAUAAGAGAGUUUUAGCGCUAGAGAUCCUUCCUGAGAGAGUGCCAACUCCUCGCAUCGAUUCUCGCCUGGCAGAUUCCCUGAUUGGCAAAGCAGUGGGGCAUGUGUUUGAGGGUGAGCACGGUAGGAAAGAUGAAUGGAAGGGCAUGGUCCUGGCGCGAGCUCCGGUGAUGGACACUUGGUUUUAUAUCACUUACGAGAAAGAUCCGGUCCUUUAUAUGUAUACGCUGCUGGAUGACUACAAAGAUGGUGACCUGCGCAUCAUUCCAGAUUCCAACUACUACUUCCCUACAGCAGAACGAGAGCCUGGAGAAGUGGUCGACAGCCUCGUGGGCAAACAAGUGGAGCACGCCAAAGAUGACGGGUCCAAGAGAACCGGCAUUUUCAUCCAUCAAGUGGUGGCCAAGCCGUCCGUCUACUUCAUUAAGUUUGAUGAUGAUAUUCACAUUUAUGUCUAUGGUUUGGUGAAAACCCCCUAAAUUGAUUGUGCUCUUUGCAAAAGUUGUGGAACUAUUAAAUGUAAAAUAUGUCGUGUUCUCGUUAUUGUGAACUUGUGAGAACAGUUUUGGUGUCACAGAUUCAAGAAUUUAUUAUUACUUAUUGUGCCUCCAAAUCUUACAUUCACUAGUUCCACAGUUUUGCCCCAAGUGUACUUUGGUACUUUUGAUAUUGCCUUGUUCUGUAAUUGAAAAUUUAAAUUGGUGCUAAUAGAAAAUUGAAAAGUGUUCGCAACCAUUGGAACAAAGAAAAACUAGAUAAAGAAAAAUUAAUGUUGUAACCCCACACCAUGUCCUUUCUCCUAUUUCCUUACCUUCCCUCUUUCUUCCCAGGUAACAAGUGUUAAGAACAUGAUGUAUACCCUUCCACGUUUUCCCCAUCCUCUUACAGAAAGUUUGUUGUGGUCAUUUCUGUGAAAAUGACAAGCCACAUUAUUUCUCUGUAAUUGCUUUUCUCACUUGGUGUAUCCAUGACAACCCUUCUGAUCAGUAGCUGCAGAUGCCUCUCCCUCUCCCUCUCCCCCUCCCCCGCCUCUCUUCUCCUCCUCUCCCUCUGGGAUUUAUUUUUAUAUAUGGUAUAAGAUAGAGGUGCAACUAAACAUUUUGUUCAUAUUGGGUACCUAAUUUUGCCAUCAUAUUUAUUAAAUAAAUCACCCAUCUCCUCUCUUCCUCUCCCUCUCUUUCUCCCUCUCCUCCUCCCUCCCCAUAACAGCUGCAUACACAGUACAUGUUUAUGUACCAAAAAGAUAUUCAGCCAUUCCAUUAUUGAUGGUCAUUUAAGUUAUUUCCUUUCCUUGUUGCACCAUAACACUGCUGCAAUACAUAUUGGUGCUUUUAUAUCUAUAGGAUGGGUUCCCAGAAAUGGGAUUGCUAGGUAGAUGUAUAUUUAAUUUUAAGAGAUAUUACAUAAUUACCAUCCAAAAUGAAAGUGUUCAUUUUCCGGCA
Messenger RNA from Diceros bicornis minor, 2203 nucleotides. RefSeq names its product spindlin family member 4 (gene SPIN4). The record is from RefSeq and is a predicted model, not a curated record. Gene Ontology annotation, biological process: gamete generation; regulation of DNA-templated transcription. Gene Ontology annotation, cellular component: nucleoplasm; cytosol. The transcript has a single exon. NCBI's taxonomy places the organism in Eukaryota, Metazoa, Chordata, Mammalia, Perissodactyla, Rhinocerotidae. The coding region runs from base 491 to 1240 and encodes 249 amino acids.